Messenger RNA from Lathyrus oleraceus (garden pea), 432 nucleotides. RefSeq lists its product as uncharacterized. Lineage: Eukaryota; Viridiplantae; Streptophyta; Magnoliopsida; Fabales; Fabaceae. The coding region runs from base 1 to 432 and encodes 143 amino acids. The record is from RefSeq and is a predicted model, not a curated record. The transcript is spliced from 2 exons.
AUGAAGAAUUAUGAUACCAUUUGGGUUAUUAUGGAUAGGUUGACUAAAUCGGCUCACUUCAUUCUGAUUCGACUUAACUAUCCAUUGGAGAGGCUAGAAGAGUUGUAUAUUGAGAAGAUUAGGAAGGGAGAAGUGGCCUAUCAUAUUGCUUUACCACCGUUGCUUGAUAAUCUUCAUGAUGUGUUUCAUGUGUCUCAGAUGAGGAGAUACAUUUUGAAUUUGUCUCGUGUGAUUCAAGUGGAUGAUGUGCAUGUGAGAGAUAACCUGACUAUUGAGGCAUCACCCAUACAGAUCGAGGGUCGGGAAGUGAAGCAGUUACGUGGUAAGGAGAUUACCUUAGUGAAGGUAGCUUGGGGAGGACCAUCUGGUGGAAACAUGACUUGGAAGCUUGAUGGCCAGAUGAGGAAGUCGUAUCUGAAUAUGUUUCCUUAA